Messenger RNA from Lymnaea stagnalis (great pond snail), 14647 nucleotides. The record is from the annotation of a GenBank genome assembly. Lineage: Eukaryota; Metazoa; Mollusca; Gastropoda; Lymnaeidae.
UUUAUACACAGUUACCGUUCCCAACGAAUUCCACAACAAUGGCGAGACUGGUAAAAUAAAAACAUUUCAUUUCAUUUGUAAUCCACUUCCAUCGUCUAAUCCCUUUCUACAAACAUAUUUUUCAUUAUGGUUAUUUAUUAUGCAACCUUUAUACUUCAUGAUUUAAAAACAAAAUGUAAAUACAUAUUCCAUUCAUAAAAGAUUUUCGCCGGUAGCUGUGACUUCUCUUAUUCUUAUUAACCGUUUGUCUUGUGACCGGCGCAAUUCUGGAAGUUUCUUAUGGGCUGGAAAAUUAAAUGCAGAAUAUGGGGACUUAUUCAUAAUAGUAAGGUAUCGAAAAGUGUUACGGAAACAUGAAACCCUAUGAUCAGCUGAAUUACCUCCUACAUUGGCAAAAACAAAAAUACUUCUCAAUAAUAAUAAUUAUUCAUAAGUUUUAAGUUUUAACAACUCCACUGACACUGGGUCCACUUUUCUUACUUCUUUUUUCUUCAGUGUAGACUAGGGUGACCAAAUCAUGAACUGGAAAAAACGUUACACACCCAAGGAGGGAGAGGGGGGUACUCUCCAGCAAAGAGGGGUCUGGGGGCCUCUGCCGCAAAAUGUGUAUUGAAAUAUAUUCAUUUAAACUAUUUUGAUACCUAGAGCCUAGAAAUCUUUUUACCAUCUUUUUAAAUUUACCUUCACUUUGUAAUUUAAUUUAAACUCCGAGGCAUAUCAAAAACGAAAACAAUAAUUCUACAGUGAAUACUUAUUUAUACAUAUUUUACUUUUACAACAUAAUACAACACAACAAAUUAAAUUUCUCUAUUCUAGGAUUUAAAUCGAGUUAAUUGAGGAUGUUUGGCUGUUGUCCCAGCCAGUGGCGUAGCUAGGGUUGGUGUCACCCGGUGUGGUAAACUCAUGGUGUCACCCCCCAACCCCCCAAAAAAUAAAUUUGAAAAAAUAACCCUUCCAUGAUGGAUUUCUUCUUGUGAAAAUAAGUCCACAGUUUAAUAACAAAAACAUAAAGUGUUACAAUUUUUAAAUACGUUGACCUCAAUGUAAAGCCCCAUUUCUCCGAAUUCAGAUAAAUAUAGCAUCUUGUCACUUACGCAAGUUACAGAAAAUUCAAUUGUAGUGGAAUAAUGACUGUGUUUCUAACCUAAACAUAGGGUCAUCUCAUUUCUGAUGCAUGAACCUUGAACUUUUAAUAAAGCACACAUUUGGAUUGGUUACAUUUGUAAAAAAUGUAUGCCUGAUCUGUUAUCCUUUUAUGUUUCUAGGUUAGACCGAGCUCUGUAAAUAUGCAAAUUUUCAAUCGGGUGUCACCCCUAAAAUGGUGUCACCCGGUGCGGUCCGCGCCCUCGCACCCCCCUCGCUACGCCACUGGUCCCAGCCAUUGUUAAAACCUCCUUCUUAUCUAAUAUGUGAAAAUGUGUUUGGUUUUAGAAACGGGACAUUUAGGUUUCCCGAGAGACUUAUGGUCUAGGCCUGGAUAUGGCAAUCUUUUGGUCUAGGCCUGGAUAUGGCAACCUACAGCAUGCGUGUCUGACUUGAAAUGCAUAGCAAAUUUCAUUGGCACAAAGAGAUCAAAGAAGAAAAAAAAUGUAAAUAAAAAUGAUUAAAAAAUGGUAGACCUAAAUAUGCGUCUAAAAUGGCACACUGAAUGAAUUAGAAGUUUUACUUUCUAUUUAUAUGCUGAUGCUAAAAAAAAAAGGUUGCCGACCCCUGGUCUCGGCUACCAACUACUACUUACUCUAGCUUACUAUUAAUAACCACUUUUUAUUACAAGUUUCAAUGAGUUCAGUGACUUAUUUCGCUACUUUCUGUUUUUGUCAGGAUUAAGAUGUUGCUUAGUAAUUCGCCUACAUUUGAAGCUAAGAGUAAGGCAAACUAGGCCCUGUUAAAUAACUAAUUAGGCCUAGUCAUUAAUCAUUAUACAUACAAAUUACUCAUCUGUCCACUGCAACCACUGAAUUAGUGUCACUAGACUAAGUAAGAUUAAGAAGUCCUGGGCCUAUGCCUAUACAAUUAUUUUAGUAUAUAUAGUCUAGACCUAGUGUUAAGUUAGGCCUCUACUUACUUACAGUCAACUGUAAGUCUAAUAACUUAAGGUUUAAUAAAGUGGAGGUGUUUCAAAGAGCCCUUUCACUCAAGAACUAACAAAACAAAAACAUCUGUAAUUUGUAAUCAUAAUUAGAUAUAUAUCUAGUCUAGACUUAGAAUAUAGAUUUUAAUUUUGGGGAAAGAUUAUCAAUUUUUUAAUAAAUUGAUUAGUAUCUGUGUUGCAAUUUUAUGUGCAACAAUUUAACAUGGGGCUGAAUCACUUUUCCAAAAAAGCUAAUUCUGUAAUAGUGAUUGUUUUUUAUCAUGAUUUGGAUUUUGCCAAGUUAUAUUGCUGUUUGUCUGUAAUGACAGAUUAAGUUAAUAUAAAUUCCAAAAUCGCUAUCUUUGCAUCCUGUUUCAAGCAAUUCAAAAGAUGGAAGAAUUUAUGGCACAUGUCACUAAAUCUCCUAGCAUAUAAUUUCAGACAAAAUAACACUCUGAUAAGUAGCAGGCAUUUACCAUUUUUCCAAGAUUUGUAAUAAAAUGUGUGCAUACAACAUUUCAAAAUUAUUUGUUUAGGGAACAAGGUAACCAAAAAAAUAACAUAAAUUUAUAAUGUGCCCACAAUUAUCUAAAAAUAGGUAAAUAGGUCUAAAAUAUUUAAAUCAUACUACCUAUCCUAAAUAAUCAAAACCCUAAUGCUACUUCAAUAAGGCGAGUGCCUGCAUUUUCCCCUUAUUUUUUACCUUGCAGUAAUCAAGAAUGGAAUAAACAAAUUUUAAGAAAUUGUUAAUAAAACAAAUCCAUCCCAGCCAGUACUGGAUAUCAAUAUUUUAAUGUUAAAAAAUCCUCCAUUCCUUCCUGCUACUUUGUUAAUGAUAUACACCCAUUCUUUGUUUUAUUGCUAUAAAACUUUUAAGCUAAAAAUUUUUAGCAAGUAACCUUGGUUAGACCUAAUUAACGAAACACUAUUAACAUGAGCUGGAGGUGUGUGUCAAAAUCAAAUAAAGAAAAGGACACUUCUUUUGGUUUUAUUUUGAAAUAUAGGUACAAUUACAAACAAUUUUGAAAUCUCCCAAAUGGUGUGUUACAUGAGUCAUCUUAACACAUUUUCUUAUUUUUCUAUCAUUUUAGAAUGCACCAAUCAUCCUCCUGAAAGAAGGAACUGAUACAUCUCAGGGUAAACCUCAGAUCCUCAGUAACAUAAAUGCAUGUAUGACUAUUGCUGAUGCUGUGAGAACUACACUGGGUCCUAGGGGGAUGGACAAAUUAAUUAUUGAUGAUAAAGGUCAGUAAUUUAUAGUUUGUAACCCUAUAAUUACUGUGAAUUGCAUUUUUCAGUAGUGUCAAGCCAUUUUUAGCAUUUUCAUAUGCUUGUAAAAAAUUUAAAAAUCCCAUACUGAAUGAAUUCAGUUACCAUUUCAAGAAUACAUGUUCUGAACGUACAUUGAACAAUUUAUUUUAUGGUAUGAAAAGAAUUUGAUUUUAUAUACUUAAUGUUGAUUUUGAUAAUGACUUUACAGAGUGAGUAAAAUUUUACUACAGUACUCGUCUGGAUUCAACCUAACCUAUACUCCGUAAAUUAUACAUUUUUCUUCCAAUAAUAAAAUCAUGUUUUUGGCAUGCUAGAAGUAUUAUCCUUUCAUAAAAUUGUCAAGUUAUAUGUACUGGUACUUUUAUUGAAAAUUAUACAAAAUACAAGGGGGAAGGCACGAAUUGAGUUCAAAUAUUACUUUUGAAAUGAAGUUAUUGAAUCCAUUUUUAUUAGGGGUGUGCCGGAUCCGUUUUUUCCAACCGGAUCCGGAUUUUCUUAUGCGAAAUCCGCCGGAUCCGGAUUCCGGUUUCUCCCGGAUUCCGGAUUUUGGUACUAUUGGUAGAUACUUCGGUAAGUCAAGGUGGACUACUACUUUUUGUGUAUGGGAAUUCGCAAUCGGCGCCAAAAAAUCCGAGUUUUUAAUUUUCCGAUGUGUGUGUCUAUUUAUUAUUAAAUUAGUACUUUCGAUAUAUAUUUGAGUUCCGUUCCAUUUGGAUAAGUGUCUUACGAGAGACGCCAUGUUUCUACGCGUUCGCAGCAGGUUAUGCAGCUCGCUCAACCUAAUUUCGCCAUGGGGUUGGCCACGCCCCCCUUUUUAAUGGCGGAAGUUGACGAUACUUAGGAAAUAUUAAUUUAUUAUCACUAUUUACAUCAAAAUAAUUGAUAACUUGUGUUUCAGAAUGCAUUUAAAGACAUUUAAACUGGAAUGUUUUAAUUUGAGCUUUAACAACCCGGUAGAAUCCAUAUUAUAAAUGAUCAGAAUUUACCGUGUGCAACACGUUGUCAUUGGCAACCAUUCACAGCCACUUGCAUAACUGUAUCGUAGUACUACCUCAGAGUUUCAUUCAUAAGAGUUUGCCGUGUGCAAAAACUAUUAAACCAUUGGUCAGGGAAAGCUUUAAUUAAUUAUUCAUGUGCCAAAGUUGAAAGUUUAAACUAAGUCUAAACAGUAUUUUAGUGAUAAGGCAGGGAAUGCGUUGCCUUAUAUAAACUAUAUAGUCAUUGCGCAUGACGGGAUUGGUGGAAUGAGAUCACAGAAUGUGGAGAUGCAGUCCAUGUUAAAAAAUGACAAACCAAGUCGUACUUUAAAAAUUCAUAACUUUAAAACUACAACAGCUAAAAAUAUGAUUUUGGUGUUAUAAUUCUUUAAAAAAUUACAUCUUUUCAACUAUGCCAUUGGUUUAUUUUUACAAAAAGUUUAAAUUUUCUUAUCAAAGUCCCUACACUAUUGGCCACUAUUAGUGGUGCUGACUCUAGCCUCUGGUAUGUACGGAAUAUUAAACAUUAAACAAGCUCAACGCUCGAAACAAUCGAUUAAUGUAUCGUGAUCGUGUGAAAUUCGGGAAAGAGAAUUACUUUUAUUUCAGAUUAUGAUCCGGUGAGUCACAAAAUCUGGCAAAUUCCGAAAUCCGGUAUAUUCCGGAAUCCGGUUGUUCCGGAUACAUGUAAAUCCGGCGGAACCGGAUUUCACCGGAUAGUGCAAAAUCCGGCGGAACCGGAUUCCGGACCGGGGUCCGGCACACCCCUAAUUUUUAUUAAUUAAUACUCCCGACCAUACACAAACAAAAUCUUUGAAUCUCUUUAGGGUAGGUCUUUAGGAUCCAAUCGUCUUUUCUUUUUGAUCUCCACCCUUUCUCAAACAAUUUAGUCCGUAACAUUACCACUAAGCUUAGGGCUAAAAUUUUCAAGAUCUGACUAUUUUGUCACCAUCACUGCUAAGGCUAGUCAUUUUUAGCUCAUGGAAUGUUCUAAACUCUGGCUUUAAUUUUAAUCAAUCUGAAAUAAUUCCAAUAGAGAAAGUCUGGUUUGAUUUUGCAAUCUAGAAGUAGGGGCCCUCUUCAAAACAAAUUUCACACCUGAUUAAUCACAAUAAAAGCCCUGAUAAAAGCAUGUUAACACACAUAUAGAAACAUAAAUAGGAAGCAAACUCAGAAAUGCAUUAUAAUGAAGAUUUUGCUAGCGAGCAAUUAUAUCGACCAUGAUACCACAGAAAAGGUUUUAACAGUAAAUGAAUGGUCAUUAUGACAGUUAUAGGAUUAAGUCAACAUAACUAGAUUUAUUAGUUUGUUCCCAUUUAUCCAUUGUCCUUUGUAGGUAUUACUAUGUUCCUUUGGAUUAAUUUUUUAAGAUAUAUAUUUUAAAGUACAUUUUUUAAUAUGUCAUGUGAACUAAUAAUAUUAAUGUCCUAAAAUGAAAUGAUCUUUUGAUGACUCAUGGUUUCUUUAAUAAUCCUAAGGUUGUAUCUUGAGUUGAAAAUAUUGAUUUUUUGGCUAAUAGAUGACAAAUUGAUUUUUUAUUAUGCAUCCCAAAAUUCACUCCCUCUUGCUCUUAAGUAAAUGUUUUAUUUAGAAAGUCUUUGGAAAAUAAAAUAUUUUUUUAGAAAUGGCAGCAUGCAUUGUUAUUAUGGCCCACAAAUUCUAUUUGAAUAAGAAAAGAUUGGAGCAUAUUAUUUAGACAUUUACUAUUGGCUCAUUAAAUGGUUUGACUGGUUGCAAAGUUAAUAAACACCAAAGUCGGUGAUACACUAAAGCUUUUAUUGAGAAAUCCAUAUUGCUAAAGUCACAAAUGAGCUAAAACAGGACAAAUAAAGACCUAAUUACUAGUUAUUAAUGGUUUACCAAAAUAAUUUUUCUUUGAAAAAUAAAAUAGAUCAAAGAAGGAAUAUACUAAAAAAAAGGGAGGUGUAGUGUUAAAUGUUUUAUCAUAAUUUUCAUGAAUUUGAAAUUUCAGGGAAUGUCGUCAUUUCAAAUGAUGGAGCAACUAUAUUGAAAACUUUAGAUAUUAUUCACCCUGCAGCUAAAACCCUUGUAGACAUAGCCAAGUCCCAAGAUUCUGAGGUAUAAAUAGCAUAUAAUUAUUUAAAAAAAAAAUCUUUGGCUUUGAUUGAAUUUCAUUUUAUCUAAUCCUUUUGUUUUCACUCCUGCACAAAAAUAUGUCAUCAAGCUAUGACUAUGCAUAACAGGCUGUAUGUAUCCAUUGUAUUUUAUACAUAUUGCUCAAUAUAAGUACCCAGUAAUAGCAAUAAUAAUGUUUUUUUUCAGGUAGGAGAUGGCACAACAUCAGUCACACUUUUAGCAGGAGAAUUUCUGAAACAGUUCAAACCAUUUAUUGAAGAGGGUGUCCAUCCACAGAUAAUAGUAAGAGCUGUUCGCAAAGCUCUUGCAAUGGUGAGUCAGAUUAAUUAGACACAAACAAAUUGUGUCAAUAGAACAAUAUAAGUUACGCUUUAAUAAUAAUUAUACAUUAUACACAAUUAAACGUUUCGGCACAUGCAUUCAUCAGUAAAAACAAACAAAACACAUUUAAGUAAGUAUAAAUUAAAUUUACAUAAUAUCAAUAUACAUAUCCUACCAAAACAGAAAAAAUAUUGGAGAGGGUGCUAAAACCAGACAAAAACAAAUUAAAGAGGAGUAGAAAGGAAGUGAUUUUAACAUAAUUGUAAAAAACAAACAGGAAAAAGACAUGGCAGCUAAGUGAAACUGUGGAUUUGGUUCAUUCCAUAUGGAGACAACGUACCAAAUCUAGUUAUUAAUUUGUUCUCCAUAUAGAUUCUAUCUGCAGUGUUACUAGUAUAGAGUAUACCAGUAACUGCAAUGUCUGAGAUACCAUCAUGGUUAGGGCUAUUGAAAUGUUUGGAGACCUGACAGAGAGCGGUAAACUAUACAUAGGAGAGACAGGUCGCCGCCUUGGGGACCGUUUCAGAGAGCACCUCUAUAACAUAAAUAAAUAAACACGCUCUCUGUCCCAUCUUUUUCUUUGUCUUCCUCUUCUUCUCCCUCCUCUUGUGGUGCCCUGCAAUAUUUACUACUUUGAGAAAAAAAUCAGUUGUUAAAUGUUCUAAGCAACUUUUUACAAAAAUAGCUUACUGUACUGCAUAAAAAUCAGUUCCUUUUGUGCUGUGUUGAGAGUAUUGCUGUAGGAACAUAUGAACAAAAAAUGCUUAACUCUCGAAAGACGAGAGAUUAAAAAAUAGGUCCUAUUGCAUAGUUAUAUUUAACCAUGUAGAGACAGGUGUGCCAUCGGCCCAAGUCUUAUGGCGAAAAAAACAAAAGGCCGAUUUGGCUGGCUGGCCCAAUAAUAAAAGCCUAGAGAUUUACUGGAUGGUGUUCGUACAAGCUAAUCAGAUUUUUUCUCGUAUUUCUUACUCAUCUGGCCAUUUUAAUGGCGGCUCCCAUUGAUAGUUUAUGGUGUUCUGUCAUUUUAUAUAAAUUUUUUUUUGCUAGAGACCCCUGAAAAUGCUUUAAAAAUAUGUUACCUUGAAAUAUGCCAAAAGGCAUAAGCAGCCCCAAGGGAAUAUUUUAUGCAGUUUUUUUACACCCAAUAAUCUCAUUCAAGUAUUUGUUAGGACUUUUUAGGCUUCAACACUCAUAAAUUGAAAAAAAAACUUCUGCCAGGAAGACGUUGAUUCUAAUUGUAAAACAAAUAGUUGUAUACAUAAAUUAUGCAAAUCAGGAUAUCUCAUAUGAAUAAAUACUUAAAUUUCAGUUCGAUUCAUAAAGAUCAUAUUAGCUCAUUCAAUUCCUUACAAGAAUUUUUUUUUACACAAAAAAAAUAUGCGCAUGACAAUUUGCCAAAAAAAACUUUCUGUUAUUACAAAUUGGUGUUAUCAAUUAAGUGGACUACUAUGUAUGCUGGACGUUUUCAAGCUCCUUUUAUUACCGAUACAAGAUUGUGGUCCAGGAAAUACCUAUACAAUGGACUUUGCAAAUGUGCCUUUAUGACUAAAGACAGAAUCAAGGCCAUAAAUAUAUGGAUGGUGUUAAAUAAAGUUAUCAGCUGAUCAAUAAAUAUCAUGUUCUUAGAAAGACAAAAGAAUUAUUGGAAAACACUUUUUAAUAUUUUUUUUCUAGAUAUAGGUCAACUUAUACUCAAGAAUUUAGACAAAGAAAUCCUGACACUGACACAUAACAGAAAAAUAUGGAAGACCAGUGACUUUUGGUUAGCUAGAAUUUACAGAGUAAGGGAGUAAGGGAACAUAGGACUAUUUGAUGAUGUGCUGGUGCGGUUGCUGUAAAAUCACUGAUUUUUUUAGGCCAUGGGCUGCAACCUGAGUAAGGACCUAUUAGAUCAAUGCUUUAAUUGUGUUACCAAAGAAAUGGUUAAUGGGUCAGAACAAGAGUCAGUUGUGUUGUUUUUUUAUACCCGUACAUAUUUAUAUUUAAUAAAGACAGAAAUUGUUUACAAGAAUUUCAUAAAGAAUGACCUCUUCGAAUGACUAAAUCAUCUGAUAACUGAGUGGUGUAAAAAUAGGAAAUUCCUUUAAAAAAAUAUUUUUUGCAUAACAUUUAUUCAAAAUUCAUUCUAAGAAAUCAUUUUCUAAUCGAUAAUUUGAUGCAUUAUCCUUUUUUUUCUCUUCAUUUUUUAUUUAAAAAAAAAAUAAAUUUUUCUUAUAUAAAAAUUUAUGGAAUAUCUUUACUAACUUUACUAAAAAUAAUUAUUUUUUUGUGUGUCUAUUCACUUAAAAUCUGAAUAUGUUUUGUAGCAUUAAAUAUAUGACAAUAAAAGAUGAAAUUUAUUUCCAUAAAUUGAAACAAGUUUUUUGCUUUGUUAGAAUUUGUGAUGCCCAGUUGUCCAUUAUAUUUUGAACUAAAACCUGUUGUAAAUUGAAGAGCAUUUAAAAUGAUAUACUGGUUGAAUACUUGAAGGUGGCUACACAAUUGUAGCCCUGAGAUCCAUUGAAAAUUGGUUCCGUUAUUCAAGAACAUAAAUAUAAUACAAGAAAAAUCUGCUGUCUUUGAGAGUUAAAUCCUUUAUGCUCUUUUACAGGCACUAAAAAAGAUUGGUGACAUUUCUGUACAUAUCAAGAAAGAUGAUGCAAAGUAAGUUUGAUUAAAUUGAAUUUACUUGAAAUCUAUAUACUGGCAGAAAUAUUUAUGAAAUUAUGUUAUAUAUAGUAACUAAAUUCUCUUUUGUAAUUAAGCAGUUUUUUUUCCAGAAUUGCUUUCUGAACAUUAUUUGUAACUGCCAUAGAUCCUAAAAUAAUGUAAACGUUACACUUGACCAUCUAAAACUAUACUGUACCAGAUCUUGAAACCAACGACAAAAGAAACUAUUCAGGUCUUAAACCCAGCAACCAAAAAAACUAUUCAGGUCUUAGGCAGCCUCUCAUUCACCAUUUUAGUUUGAAUUAAUCCGCAUUGUAAUUCUGUCACCUUGUCUUUGUAACAAGACCCACCCAUCCCCAUCUAUUCAUACCUUGUCAUAUAGCACCUUUUGUAUAAAAUUCACACAUAAUUUUUAAGAGAAAUAGAUUUUCACACUUCUCAUUUACCAAAAAUGGCAGAGUGAAUCAGCUGUUGUGUGUGAUUUAUUUCAUUGCUAUCAAUCAUUUCUCUUACUUAGUAUGAAAAACUUUUACUGCAAAACUAUAUAGCUGCUAUUUUGGAUUUAUUUUUUACAUAGAGUUUAACUUAACUUUUUUACUUUUAAGGCAUUCAAAGUUGCUGCAACAACGGAGAAUUUAAAUAACAACGGAGAAUUUAAAUAUGCUUGUUAUUGUUAAGGAGAGAAUCAACUGAUUUUUUUUGCACCUUAUCAAUGAGUAAAAUUAUGCUCUCCUUUGCCUAGGGAAUUAAGAGAAUUGCUGGAAAAGUGUGCUCUAACAGCUCUAAGUUCUAAAUUGGUUGCAGCUCACAAAGACUUUUUUGCCAUAAUGGUGGUAGACGCUGUCCAGAUGUUAGAUGACUUGCUCCCACUUAAUAUGAUUGGUAUUAAGAAAGUUCAAGGAGGUGCACUGGAGGUAAUGUAUUUGGAAUUUUUAAAAAUAUAAAUAUUUAAAAUGUGUAUUUAUUGUGUGGAGCUGAACACUUAAUAAUCCACACCAUGUAGCUGCUACGCUAGUACAUAGCAAUACCUGUUAAGAAUUUGUGAACAAUCUUUGCAUCGAUGAACAAACAUCAUGAACUUAUUACCUUCCCUCUUAUAUUUUUAUGAUUCGGCUAUAUGUUAAUUAACAGUAACAUUUGAUUACCAUCCAUUUCAAUUAAUUGUUUUUUUUACAUUGAUAAUUGUAGUUCAUUGUAGUUUUGUUAAUUGCAUGCUUCAUCCACCCCACUGUGUAUCUUGACCAUUUCCAUUUUGAAGAACCAGACAUGUCAAAUAAUCCAAUGAAACAUCAAUUAGAGAUGUUUAAUUAUUUCAUUUGUUGUAAUGAACUGACAUGAUUCAUUGAAAAUUUAUCUGUAAGUGUGGUGAGUAAAAGCUGAAACUUGAAUUUGCUGUUCCACUUUUUGCAGCUUACAUCUUUGUUACAGAUAGUUGUAUGAAAGUAUGAUAUUUUUUAUUAAAAAAUUGACAUUUCUUUGAAAAAUGAAGUUAAGAAUUUCUAGUCAGUUUUGUACUAUGUUUGGCUUAAACAUGCAUGUUGAUUUAAUUUCUUUUUGGUAAUAAAGUGCUAUAUAGUUAUAAUUAUAAUGCUUUAAUUAAAAUUGUUUUUAUUUUCAUUAAAAAUACUUAAUCUAUAAUCUUUCUUAUUGUUUUUAAAUUUUAUGCAAAUAAGUAAUAAUCAAUUUUUAAAAAAAUGCUGGCUUUCAUUGUUAUGUUGAUCUCCUACAGGAAUCCUUGCUGGUUGCAGGAGUUGCUUUUAAAAAGACAUUCAGCUAUGCUGGAUUUGAAAUGCAGCCCAAGAAAUAUGAGAAUGUAAAGAUUGCUUUACUAAAUGUAGAACUGGAGCUGAAGGCUGAAAAGGAGAAUGCUGAAGUUCGAGUGGAGUCUGUUCAGGUUGUUUUUUUAUAAUGUUAGCGGAAUAAUAUAUUAGACAACAUAAAGAGCUUAAAUUUUAUUUUGAACUACACCAAUCUGCAAGUUAAGAAUGUAAUAAUUAAACUAUGAAAUUAGAUUAGCAAAAUUUUAAAAUGUUUUAUAAUUGUACCAAAAUAGGAAUACCAGAAUAUUGUUGAUGCUGAGUGGAAAAUCCUUUAUGAAAAACUUGAUAGUAUUCAUCAGUCUGGAGCCAAAGUGGUACUCUCUAAGCUUCCUAUUGGUGAUGUGGCUACACAGUAUUUUGCUGACAGGUCAGUGAAUAUAUCUGUUGAUGUAACUUGAUGCAAGGGUAAUAUAAUGAGUUGAUUUCUUUGUACUGAUAAUGUUGAUUAGCUAUAAUUUAUACUUUCCUAAGUUGUGAAAAUGAGUUUACUAUUCACUGUAGAUGCUUUUAUUUCUUAACGAAGUUACACUUUGAAUUUUUCUCUAGAGAUAUGUUCUGUGCUGGUCGUGUUCCUGAAGAAGACUUAAAGCGCACUAUGAAAGCAUGUGGAGGCUCAAUUCAAACAUCAGUACAGAAUCUCACAAGUGAUGUACUCGGAUUUUGUGCCAGCUUUGAAGAAAAUCAGGUUGGAAGUGAAAGGUAUGUUGUGUAAAUAUUUCUGUAAUUUGCAAUUAAAUACUAUUUGAUAUUUUUUCUGACCAUCUAAUUGCUUUUUUUUAAAACUGUAAUUAAAAUUGCAAAGUUUUUUAUUUUCAAUACCGGUAUAUGUUUAUAUAUUUUUUUGUUUAGGUACAACUUCUUUAAAGGGUGCCCUCAAGCAAAGACUUGCACAAUCAUCUUAAGAGGGGGAUCUGAGCAAUUUAUGGAGGAAACUCAUAGGUCUCUUCAUGAUGCCAUCAUGAUUGUUAGAAGAGCAAUGAAGAAUGACUCUGUUGUUGCAGGUGAUGACCCAUUUGUUGUACACAUUUGAAUAGAUUUAAUAUAAAACCUUACCAUAUUCAGAUCUGUUUACUCUUCUGAUUUUGGCGUACAAUGUACAAUUUUAAGGAUUCUUUAAGAUUGUAUGCCAAGAACUGUUACAACUUCGAUUUUAAGAAACCGUGUUGAAAAUAUAUACAUUCUGGUAGCUUUUCCUACUAAGAAAUAAUUAAAAGUACAUUUUUGGUUGUUAGUUUUAACCUGCUUUCUACCUCCAGCAGUUACUGGAUUAAGAAAAGAAAUAAGAUUGGUUGGGGACCAAUUAUAAUUAUAUAACAUUUGCCCUGAGAUGGGAAGGCAAUGGUGUUGAUUUAGGAGCUUUUGUGUGCGAGGUGGGGUGGGUUCUAAAUAUUUAAGUGUAUAAAAUUAACACUGCCACAUUUUUAUAAGGAUAGAGUGAUUGUCAUAUUGUUGCUUUGUGUGUUUUCAUAAUUUACUCGCUAGGCACGGCAACAGCAUUAUUAGCGUAGUCACCUUAGUGACAAUUUUAGUCAAUCCUCGCUUUUUGUUUUCUUCAGUGCUGCAUGAUGUAGUUUUCUGACAUAAUUUCGUUCUGCUAACCGCGGCGAGUGCAGAAAAGGAAAAACUGGAGAAAGCAUUCUAAACUGUUCCGUUCAGCAACAUUGGAUUUCAACAUAUUUUAUUGGAUCUGAGUGGGCUGUUGAAAUCUAUUUUUAGAAAACAUAAAACGGCUGUACAAUUUUUAAUACCCCUGUUAAGUUCCGACACUCCUCUUCCUUUCUCCCAUUUGCAGCUUGAAAUAGUUAUCAGACAAUAAUAUAUAGCAGGGAAUAGGCUAAAUGGAUAUUGAUUUUUAUAUUUUUUUUUAAACCAGCUUUUCCUAAGUUAUAAAUCUCAAGUUACUUGGUACGUUUUUAAAAUUAUGCCAUCAUUUAAUUAAUUAAUUAUUUCAAUAAAUUUCUUUUUAAGCUGAUCUGAUUUAAGCUGAGUUUGAACCACAUUAAAUUUCACCAACUUUACUUAAUUUUUACUUGUGGAAGACUGUAUAAAAUAUGAUCUGCACCUUCACUAAAUAUAAUUUAAUAUAGCCAAUAUUUGUCUUCAAAACCAAGUGAACGCAGAUUGCAAUGUAAAUGUCUGUCAUCUACUUCUAGAAGUUACCUUUUUUGACGCCAGCUUAACUCGAUCCCACUAGAUACGCGAUGCGAGAAGUUAUAAAAUACUUUUUAAAUACUGUGUUGAUUUAUUGACUAUUACGAUUUUGAGAUGAUAUUGUAUGAUUGUAGUUCAAGGGUAAACAAGUUUCCAUUCAUAUUUACAAAUAACAUUAUUCCCCAGUGGUUAUUUUAUCUCAUUUACAGUUCAUCAGUAACAAUAACUUAAUACAUGAUUUCACAUUCAACCAUUUAUUUCGUAUCAGAGAAUAUCAUAUUUUUCUUCAGUUAAUUGAAGGCAUAUGCCAUCCAACUUAAAUUCUAAAUAAUGAUGAAGAUGUUAAAAUGCCAUUUUAAACAGGUGGUGGUGCUAUUGAAAUGGAAUUAUCCAGUUAUUUGAGAGAACAAUCGAGGACAAUCCAAGGUAAAGAGCAGCUUCUCAUUGCUGCCUAUGCCAAAGCUUUGGAAGUUAUCCCCAGGCAAUUGUGUGAUAAUGCUGGAUUUGAUGCUACAAACAUUUUGAACAAAUUAAGACAAAAGCAUGCAGCAGGUAAGUUGAUAUUUUGUUAUAACUUAUUUUAGUUUCAAAACAUCCUUAAAAAUUUUGUCCUAUUGGAUAUUAUAUCCGCUUUAAGCUAAUUUAAUUUUAAAUAACCUUUGGAUUUGAUUUUAAACUUUUUAGGUUCUAGAUGGGCAGGUGUUAAUAUUCUGCAAGAGGACAUCUCAGACAACUUUGAAGCAUUCGUGUGGGAACCUUCCGUGGUGAAGAUUAAUGCAUUGACGGCAGCUUCAGAAGCCACAUGCCUAAUUUUAUCUGUGGAUGAAACAAUUAAGAAUCCAAGGUCUGCUCAAGAUGCACCCAUGGGGAGGGGUCGAGGAAGACCAAUGUGAUCUUUUGUUUGUUCAUUUUUGUUUUUCAGUUUUACCGUUGUACUUUUUGUGCUGUUCAAUAGCAGCAAUGGAAUGAAUGAUAGUAAAAUGUCCUUCCUUAAGCUCAUUUCUCGUCACCUUUUGUGGUGCUAUGAUACAAAAAUAUCCAGAAUGAUAUUUAUAUGCUUCACACACUCAUUAAAUAGGGAUGGGCAUAUGUCAGAAUCAUUAACAAGAGUGGAUCAAAAUGCUUUUGUGAUAUUUGUAUUUCUGCUUAUUAGUAUUUAACAAUUUUGACUAUGUUCCAUCCACCUAGAUCAGUUUGAAAUUGUUUAUUUUUUUAAUUUAAACAUUUUGUAUUUCAUGUGUGCAUGAUUUUUCAGUAUGAAUUAAAAAAGCUGACUUUUUUUACAUAUG